CCCGAACGGCAGCAGCCGAACGGAACCCGAACGACCGACUCUCCGAAUCGCCGAUGCGGUGCGUGCUACGGUUGGGAACAGCGGGCGCCCAGCACCAAGCGUUUAGUUUCUUGUUUUUCUCCUAACUGAACAGCCACGACGGAACGGAUCGUCCGUGACGCUGCACCGUGUUUUUGUCGCACGACGCGUUCGCCAGCAAGAGAAGGCACAACGACUCAUAGGAGAAGGUGUAAAUUGCAGAACUUUUAAAGGAGCGUUUUGUUCCUCGCCCCAGAAAAAGAAAACAAAGACAAAAAACGUUCACCUUCCAAUAGUGAAGCGGAUUUUGAGCUGGACUCACUAGACCGUUCGGUGCAGAGACAGAGAAGACGCCUGUAUAUCUCUUCCUGGCUGCCGCAAACCCGCACAUCGACAAAGCGGUGCAAUCCCGUGUCGCUUACCAAUGUCAAACGAUUGCGGAUAAGAGCGUGUGUGGUGCAGCCACACGUUAACGGCACGCUUGCCAGCAGGAUCUCUACGGCUGGGGCAGUGAUAGUGUAGUAGUAGGCUGGGUUCAGUUUUGUUGACUGGGUAGCCGUCGCCGUCAGCACUAAACAAAACAAGCAAGGAUGUGAGCAACCCCGUAGUGCGUACUGCUCGGUGUGUCUGUGUGUGUGUGUGUGCGCGCGCGUGUGUUAGUGCUUACCACGGAUAGUGGAACAACAAAAAAGAGAGAAAGAGAAGGCAAAAAAAGUCGCAACAAGUGCAUGUGAAAGGAAAAGGCCAGAAAAAAAGGAAGUGAUUUUGCUGUGUGCGUGUGUGAUUCACUCUGUUCUUGCCACAAAAGAGAAGUAGCAGUAGUAGUAGUAGUAGUAGUACCGUGAUUUACCGAAGAGUGUGUACGUGUGUCGGUUGGGUGGCAAGUGUGGUAAGUGUUUGUGCAAGUGCUGUCACCAGGCGCAAAGGAAAGUGCAAUAAGUAAAUCGGGUUGCGUGCCUCCUCUAACCCUUCCCGCUAAUGUCCACCUGUGUGUGUUUGUAUUUAUGUUUCACAUUCAGUAGUGUGUACGUGCGCGUGUGUGCGCUAUGAAGUAAGUGGUGUACAUCUGUGCGUUUGUGUGUGCGUGUGUGUGUGUGUUUGUGUUGAGGAAGGGCCCAGACGGCGAUAAGCACGAUCGGAUCGCAAAACAUACGACAGGCGGAACAGCUGAAAACGCUGAGAUAGAGGAAGAAGAAAAAAAAACCCCCGUGAGAGGAAAGAAAGAAAGAGACCGGAGGACGAAACGCUUUGGGGGAAGCGCGAGACACAAAUAAUAGAAAGAGACAGCAACAACAGCAGCAGACGCAACUACAACAACAGCAAGCAGGAAGCAGGAAUUUCGAGAAGAACCGGAAACACACCGGAACGCACAGGAACCAACAGGCUCGGCUAAAAGCAAUGGCUGAGAUAUGAGUGCCCAGGGGGGCUCCCUAGGGGCUCCAACAUUGGGUGAUCGUCGAUCUCCUUACAUUGGAGGCUAUCCCGACAUACAGCAGCAGCAGCAGCAGCAGCACCCCCACCAUCACCAUCAGCAACAACAGCAGCAAAGCUAUCAACAGUUGCAGAAUCCUCAUCACGCAGAUUACCAUCGGGGAGUGCUGCACCCGGAAGCGGCGGCCGGCUAUUUGGACGUGAAGCAGCAGCAGCAGCUCCAGAAAGGAUACGCUAAACAGGCAGCUGCGGGCCAACAGCAACAACCACAACAACAGCAGCAGCAGCAGCGAUCGGCAGCUGGAGCGACAGCCGGUGGACGAGCAGCUGCCGGUGCGCCAACAGGUUUCAACAGUCAAAGUAUGGUGGCAGCGGCCGGCGGGCAGCAGGGCAACAUGGACGUCGGCUACAAUCCACAGAUGAAUAACAUGGCGAUGCAUUCGCAGUCGUCGUGGAAUCAGAUGAACGGCAUGAACCAAAUGGGCGGCAUGGGUGGCCAGAUGAACGGCAUGAACCAGAUGGGUGGUGGCGGCGGUGGAGGCGGAGGCGCCGGAGGUGGUGUCGGUGGCGCCGGCGGCAUGGGACCGAUGGGUCAGAUGGGUGGCGGCGGUGCGACCGGUGGCAUGGUGCCCGGCAUGGGCCAGAUGGGCGGCGGUGGCGGUGGCACUGGUGGCGGUGCGGGCGGUGGAUACGGCCGGCACCAUCAGCAGAUGAACCCGAUGGCGCAGAUGAUGAACAUGGGCAUGGGUAUGGGCGGAGGCGGCGGUGGCGGCGGUGGCCAGAUGGGGCUGGGCGGUGCGGGCGGUAUGAACGGGAUGGCGGCGGCCCAGAUGGGCGGCAUGAACCCGCUCAGCCAGAUGAACCAGAUGUCGCCGAUGUCGAAGAUGCAGGGCAUGGCGAACGGGUACCCGCAGCACCCGCGAAGGAUGGCCCCCUACCCGAACCCCCAGAUGCAGAUGGCCCAGAAGCGGUCGAUGUACGGGAUGGGCCAGGGGCAGGGUAUGCCGGGCGCGGGUGGACCCUUCCCGCCGCAUCAGGCGGCGGCAGCGGCAGCCGCUGCAGCAGCCGCCGGCGUUCCCUUGCCGAUGCAGGCCAGCGCCGGGUACGGGCGGCAUCAUGGGCCGAUGGGUCCGAUGAACUAUCGCGGCGGACCGCCGAUGAUGCAGCAGCGACAGAACACGCCACCGUACGGUGGACCGGGCGUUGGACCGGUAGGAGCACCCGUAGGCCCUGGAGCGCUGAUGGGCCACCAGCAGCAGCAGCACCAGCAGCAGCAGCAACAGCAGCAGCAGCAACAGCAGCAGCAACAGCAUCAUCCCCAGCACCAGCAGCACCAGCAGCAGCAGACGCAACAGCAACAGCAGCAGUAUUACAACACGGGCUACCAGAACAUGCAGGGCUACCAGCCGGACAUUCGCAUGAACUUCCAGCACAGUCCGGUGCCGGGUAAUCCUACGCCACCGCUAACGCCCGCCUCUUCCAUGACGCCCUACAUCAGCCCCAAUCCGGACGUGAAGCCAAACAACCUGCCGCAGAAAGAUGAAGAACUGCGGUUGACAUUCCCGGUGCGAGACGGCAUACUGCUGCCACCGUUCCGGCUCGAGCACAAUCUCGCGGUCAGCAACCACGUGUUUCAGCUAAAGUCCACCGUCUACAACACGCUCAUGUGCCGGCCGGAUCUCGAGCUGCAGCUGAAGUGUUUCCACCACGAGGACCGGCAGAUGAACACGAACUGGCCGGCGAGCGUGCAGGUGUCGGCCAACUCGACGCCGCUCGAAAUCGACCGGGGCGACAACAAGAACACGCACCGGCCGCUCUACCUGAAGCAGGUCUGCCAGCCGGGCCGCAACACGAUCCAAAUCACCGUCAGCACCUGCUGCUGUUCCCAUCUGUUCGUGCUACAGCUGGUGCAUCGGCCGUCGGUAAACCAUGUGCUGCACACGCUGCUGAAGCGUAACCUCCUGUCCGCGGAGCAUGCGGUGGCCAAAAUCAAGCGCACCUUUGCCGUCAAUCACACAACGAACCCGAACCAACCGCUGGGCGGCGGCCCUGACAAGGAUCCGCUUGCGGCGGACGCGUCGGCAACGUCUGCAAAGGUAUCACUCAAGUGUACACUAACCACCAAGCGGAUAACGUUGCCAGCGCGCGGCCAUGACUGCAAGCACAUCCAGUGCUUCGAUCUGGAGGCCUAUCUGGCGCUGAACUGCGAGCGUGGCAACUGGCGGUGUCCGGUGUGCAGUAAACCGGCUCUAACGGAAGGGCUCGAGAUCGAUCAGUACAUGUGGGCGAUACUGAACACGCUCAACUCCUCCAACACGCCGAACGGCAUGGACACGGAGGAGGUGAUCAUCGAUGCGCAAGCGAACUGGCGAGCGGUCAAACCACCGGGCAGUGUCAAUAAUCCCAACAUUGGAGGCAGUCUCAACCCUCAACAACCGUCGCAGCAGCAGCAGCAGCAGCAGCAACAACAUCCACAGCAGCAUCAACAACAACAACCACCACCGAUGCAGCAGCAGCAGCACCAGCAGCAACAGCAACCGCCCGUACCAUCGGAACCGAGUGGCGGCAAUGCGCGCGGCGCUGGCACACCCGGCCUGCCCGUGAUCAAACCGGACCCGGACGGUGUCGACGCGAAGCACUUCAACAAGGUGAUGUCACCUGGAUCCACCUCGCUCCCGACCUGGGACAACAUGAACGCAAUGAGCCCCUACAUGAGCCCGGACAUGAGCUCGAUCGCUAGCGGCAGCAUGAUGGGUUCCAACUACAACCGAACGCCCCAGUACGAUUCGUACGGCAAUGCGAUCAUCAAGCAAGAACCGGGCACGAACCCCGGAUCGGCCGGCGGCCCUGGAAGCGUCGGUAACAAUAACGGCCCCGGAACACCGGGUGGCGGUGGCGGCGGUGGCAAUGGUGGUGAAUUCCACGCCGGCAAUCCUUUGGCACAUCUGAGCGAUUCGGUCAACUCGCUCGAUCCGCUGAACGCGAUGGAGAAAUCACUGAACGAUCAGAUGCCCCACACACCGCACACACCGCACACGCCGGGCGGUGGCAACUCGUCCGGCCAUCCGAUGACGCCGGGCGGACCGCCAAGCGUACCGCCGGCGAACGACAUCAACAACACCUCCAACCCGCAGCAACAGUCCACCGGCAGCAACAGUGGCGGCAACGCGAACGGGCAACCAAACGGCGGCAGCAGCAGUACCGUGAACGGCAACAUGAGCCACAGCCCCGGCCAUGCCGGGCAUGGCAACAGCAUGCAGCAGCUACAUUCACCUCAGCAGCAGCAGCAGCAUCUUGGCCUUGGGCCCAACAACCCUGCCGCGAACAUCAUGAACUCACCGCAAAGUCUCAUGAACUCACCGCAGAACAUGAUGAACUCGCCCCAGAGCAUGAUGCAGCAACAGCAGCAGCAGCAGCAGCAAAAUCUCCUCUCAAUGGGCUCGAUGAUGGGCCAGCAGCAGCAGCAGCAGCAGCAAAGCCAUCAAAAUGCGCUGGCCGGUCUUACCGAUGUCGAUCUGCCGGCAGAUCUCAACUUCGAUCCGGCCGCCGUCAUUGAGGGUGAAGGAGGCAACGAUCUUAACCUACUACCGGACAACGGCAUUGUCGAUCCGAUGGAAUUGCUCUCCUAUCUCGAUCCGCCGGAUCUGAACACGCCCCCGUCAAGCGGUUCCAGCAACAACGCCAACAGCGACGACAUUCUGGCCGCACUGUUCGACUAAGUUCGCCCCAAUUGACAACACUAAACACAACAAACACAAACACACACACUAAGGACCAUCACAACGUUUUAGAAAGUGGAAUUUGAACACACAGAGAGAGAGAAAGAGGGAAAGAGAGUAUGAUAAAAGGGGAAAAAAACAUUUGAAAAUGGGAACAGAAGGCAGAGAGAGAGAGAUAGGAAACCAUAGAGUUAGCGUAGUCGAUAAUACAGUACAGACGCGGGCGGGCGGGCAUUUUCCGUUUCCUAUUUCUUCCCCACUAAAUGGACAUGUCUCCCCAUUACUCUCUGCCCAGCGGCACACACACAGCGUGUGAGUGUGGGUCGGUCGGUCUUCUGUUGUGCUAGUUCCCGGUUUUGUUGUUUGUUUAAUCGUGUAGCGCGGCCUGAUAAGAAGGCCCUCCCCUCUCCCCAAGAUUUUUUAAGUGGCCAGGGUUUUUAGUUUUAGUAUGUACAGCUUUCACCGCGGGGAGAGGGGGGAGAGGAAACCAACAAACUAGCAAUUGAUUGCAAAACGGGUCUUGCACGAAGACACAAAAACACACACACACACAGCAUCUAUCGUAUCAGGUACUCGCAUUGUCACGCAGCUGGUCAGCAUCGCUUUUCCGUUUGGAAGUGUGGGAAGGUUCCACAGGGGAAGGAUGUGUGUACGGCUCGUGUCCUUCUAGUGUAGCAAACAAAAUGGGGUUUAAAAGGAAGAAGAGAGAGAAGAGAGAGAGAGGGGGAGGAAGCGAGGGAGAUAGAGAGAAAGAGAGAGAAAAAAGAGCCAAUGGAGGGGAAAAUUGCAAGCAAAACCAGCACUAACUAACCUUCAAAAAAGAGGUUUCAUCACGAGCACGUUGUUCGUUUUUAUCCUCGUUUAAAGGAGUUUUUUUGUAUGUUUUGUUCCAUUAAGUUGUGAUUUAUUUUAAUUCACAUCCUAACUAAAGUCAUGCCCUGUUAUGGUAGGAACACACACACACACACCCCAAACAAGCCACACUAACAACACAUUGGCGAAGCAAGAACUUAAACUUUCUCAACAAAAACAGUGGGAAACGGGAGUUCUAUUGUACAGUUAAAUUAAUAUAAACGCCUCGCCUUUUAUGUGUGUGUGUGUGUGUGUUUGUGUGUGUGUGGCCUUUUAUAUUUUGCGUUUGUUUUUUUUCGGUUAACACUCUCCUUUAUGGUUGGUCAUGUAAUAUAAGAAGAAUUAUUUAUUUACUAGAAAUUGUGGUUUGCACCUUCAGCUCGUUAAGUUUUUGCUUGGCUCUCCCUUAUAUCUCUCUCUGUACGUUUCUCUCUAUCACUCUCUUUCUCUAACCUCUUUCUCUCUCUCUAUCUCUCUCUGCAUUCUCUAGUACGAGCGCGGUUUAUUUAUUAUUAUUUUUAUCAACUACCAUAACUUAUCUCCUGCGCUUUUCUCGUGUAUUAUAUUCUGUUUUCUAUUUUGUACUGUAACUAGAGCGAACACAAAACUCCAUUAGAACGUAAAGCUACAAAUAUAUAAAUAUAAAUAUUAUAAAGCAAAACAAAUCUGUAUGUAUGUAAUGCCUACCAGCGUCACGUGCGUCACGCCUGCGUGCGUGUUUCGUUUUUUAAGCAAGGAAAAAGGGUUUUCAUUCUUGUUUUUUUUUUGUUUUAUUUAGUUUUCUUCCUACCCCCCGCAUUAUUACCGUGUGUGCGUGUGUGUGUGUGUGUGUGCUGAAUGUAAAACAAGUUUGAGUGGAAACAGAAAGAAAGGAAGUAAGAAUGUGGCGCAUCCUAGACAAAACCCCUCACACACGAUGAAGAGGAGAAGCAAGAACAAUGUAAAAUGUUUAUUUAGGAAAGGCUGGGAAGGCGUUUGUUUAAUUGCUAAGCUUUAGAUCAUAGAGGGGGAUGUGAGUGGGGAAAUAGGGUGGUGUACCGACACCGACGGUAAAAAAUGGAAAAGUGAUUGGAAAGUAAGGGAAAAGUGAACGCGUGAAAGUUGGGUUAGAACAGUAAAAAAAGGGGAGGAAAAGUCAAACUAAAAACAGUGUAGAGCAAAAGGAUAAGCAAAGAAAGAAGAAAACACACCCACACACACACAUACACGAAAUGGAAUAUGUUACAUUUAAUGAUACUAAAUUUUAAAUACAACAUGAAGAAGAAGGAGAAGAAGGAUGAGAAGACGAAAAAGAAACAAAACAAACCCAAAAGAAAAUUAAUCAAAAGUGUACAAAACAUGAAAGUAACCUACUAUUACUAACGAAAAUUCAAGCGUAAGUGAACACAACACAGAAAGGUAGAAGAAGAUGAAGAAAAACACACACACAUACAAACAGAAAAAAAACAUACAUUUUCUCUCACACAGUGACACAAAACCAUACUACAUACACACAUACACCAAUAAAAACGCAUUAAAAACAAAACCCAAGCAUCUAACUAUUAGUGAAAAGAGGUGAGAAAGAGUAAAUGAAAAAACAAAGCAAAACAAACAAAAACAAAAUGGCAAACCCAAAUGAGAGGGAAACACAAACCUUCCCUACCAAACCCCCACUGCUCCCCAUUUACCCAUUAGAACUUAACGAUACACAGCUUAGCAAAUUAUUAAAAAGAAAACACACACAAACACACACACAUACAAAACUACAUUAGAGGAAAAAGUAAACUCAUCCCAACUAUUGAUCGAUUUAAAUGCAAAAUGAUCGAAGCAGGCAAGCGAAAAUCAUCAACAAACUGUGGAGCAGAAGGUGAAGGGGAGGGUACAAACACAACUAAGCCAACUUGUAACUUUUUCACACUCUACUCCCCCUCUCUAAACUCGCUCCUACUAUCUCUGUCUCUCUUGCGUCAUUGUGUCAUUGUGUACUUUGAUAGAUUACCACUUCCAAGGAAGAAGAAAAAAACAACGGAGCUGGAAAUUGAGCUAAAAGAAAGAUGAGAAAGAGAAAACAAUACAGAGUCACACACAACCACACAGAUAAAAUGAUAAAAACAACACAAACACACUUAUACACUUGAAAUGGAUGGAAAGGAAACUUGGGCAACCGUGUUGUCCAGCAGGUUCGGGUGAUAGGAAGUGAUUACUGGCCGUAACAAUGGGAGAGAGAGGGAGAGAGAGAGAAGAAAAAAACAGCCACAACCACAGACACACAACACACUAAUAAAUGAAUUGAACAUAAUAAUGAAACAAGAGAGAAGAAAAAAAAUACACAUAUUGAAAAACAAAA
Molecule: messenger RNA, 8346 nt
Organism: Anopheles gambiae (African malaria mosquito)
Lineage: Eukaryota; Metazoa; Arthropoda; Insecta; Diptera; Culicidae
Gene: tna
Exons: 12
Coding region: 1428-5168 (1246 amino acids)
Biological process (GO): protein sumoylation; regulation of transcription by RNA polymerase II
Molecular function (GO): SUMO ligase activity; zinc ion binding
Source: RefSeq, a predicted model, not a curated record